Molecule: messenger RNA, 554 nt
Organism: Nematolebias whitei (Rio pearlfish)
Lineage: Eukaryota; Metazoa; Chordata; Actinopteri; Cyprinodontiformes; Rivulidae
Gene: dbf4b
Product: DBF4 zinc finger B
Exons: 5
Coding region: 21-554 (177 amino acids)
Biological process (GO): positive regulation of nuclear cell cycle DNA replication; regulation of cell cycle phase transition
Cellular component (GO): Dbf4-dependent protein kinase complex; nucleus
Molecular function (GO): protein serine/threonine kinase activator activity
Source: RefSeq, a predicted model, not a curated record
UCCUUUACUGAGCUAGAGUCAUGCAGUCACCACAGUAUUCAAAGGAACGAGGACUUCUUGGCAGACUGUGUGUCGGAGAGAAGAAACUAGAGGGGAAGAUCUUCUACCUGGACAAUGUGAAGAAGCGCUCAACAAUACUUCUUUUAGAGGUCAUAUCUCUUCUGGGAGGGAGGAUUGAGAGCUUCCUGCACAAAGAUGUGAACUUUGUUGUGACUGGAAGCCAAGAUGUCCUCAAGGAGGAGACAUGUUUGGUGGUUGCCAAAGGAGAUGCAAAAGGUACAAGUGAAGGCACCCAAGAGUCUAAAAGGAAGCAGGAGAGUGACCCCAGGAACGACAAGCAGAGACCAGGAACUCCUAGACCAAUGGCUUGUGGCAGUCGGGGGAAGGCUCUUCUUGAAAAAGCAAUCGGCAACAAAGAGCGUCUUCAGAGGAGCAGUCUAUUGUCUAACGCUCGAUCGUGGGGCGUGAAAAUACUUCAUGCGGACGGUAUCCUUCUGAUCAUUGUCCAGCAGAAUUACAGCGCCAGAGACCUGCAAAAGACUGGUUACACAUGA